ACCGGUGCGGCAGCCUCCCUGCCAGAUUACCGCUGCCCAGUCCAUACUGUAUGGGUUUUACCUUAAAGAGCAGGGAAGUUUGAGCUCUUAUCGGUUACUUGCUAGCUAGCUAGAUUGCUAUCCACAACCAUGGCAGAUAAAAGCACCAUGAAUACUGCCACUAAUAAUGCCAAGGGUACUACCGGUACAUGUACUAGUACAGAAUCUCCUCUUCUGUCAGCCACUGAUGACGGCCUUUCGAUCCAAGGCAUUCUCCCUUUUAUUGGUGUUGGACAGUAUGCUUUCGUGGGGGCUGUCAACAAGAAGAUGAAUCGACUAUACAAAGAGUACUGCAAAGUUGAACUCAACAAAAAUCCAAGAAAGGUUAAGUCUAACCCUGGAGAUUAUUCUGUCAGGCGCUCUGCAGAAAUCACCGACACUCUUUGCAGUGAAACAUUCUGUAAUCUACCCCGUGCAGAAUACUGGCUCAAGGAUAAUUCCGACCAUAAGAAACCUGUCGAUCGUCUUGUUUGCACUGCCAUUGCCGCAGUUGGAAAUAUUAUGGUCAUGAAAUGGGCACGGCAACAAGGAUUCCCAUGGGAUGUAAAUACAUGUGCUAAAGCUGCUCAACAUGGACAUUUGGAAAUGCUCCAAUGGCUGCAUGCAAAUGGGUGCCCAUGGGAUGGAUAUACAUGUGCUCGUGCUGCUGAAGGUGGCCACUUGGAAAUUCUGAAGUGGGCUCGUGAAAAUGGUUGUCCAUGGGAUGGAUAUACAUGUCAUUAUGCUGCUGCAAAUGGGCAUUUGGAGGUUUUGAAGUGGGCUCGUGAAAAUGGUUGUCCAUGGAAUUGGCAGACAUGUAGCUAUGCUGCUGGAAAUGGGAAUUUGGAAAUUCUAAAGUGGGCUCGUGAAAAUGGCUGUCCAUGGGAUGAGUAUACAUGUACACGUGCUGCUACAGGUGGACACUUGGAGGUUUUGAAGUGGUUACGAGAGAAUGGUUGUCCAUGGAAUUAUCACACAUGUGCCGUUGCUGCUGGAAAUGGGAAUUUGGAAAUUCUAAAGUGGGCUCAUGAAAAUGGUUGUCCAUGGGAUGAAGAUACAUGUCAUUAUGCUGCACAAAAUGGCCAUUUGGAAAUUGUAAAGUGGGCUCGUGAAAAUGAGUGUCCAUGGGAUGAACGAACAUGUGCUCAAGCUGCUGAAGGAGGACAUUUGGAUGUUUUGAAGUGGUUACGAGAGAAUGGUUGUCCCUGGGAUGCAGGGACAUGUACCCAUGCUGCUCGAUCUGGACAUUUGGAAAUUUUGAAGUGGGCUCGUGAAAAUGGUUGUCCAUGGGAUGAGCAGACAUUUAGAGCUGCCGGCAAAAGAGACGUGAUCCAGUGGCUACGUGACAAUGGCUGCCCUGGGUCUCAUGGUGAAGGACUCUAGGAUGAGUCUGUGAACCAAAAUGGCAACGUGUCAACAUGGUCUCUUCAAUGGCAUCCUUAUCAGUGAUCGUCUUGUCCGGUUACAGGAUGGCCCUAGCAAGAGGCCAUCACAGACCGUUUCAAAUCUAAUUAUAGGACUUAUCCCUCCGGGGACUUUGUAAUUCCUAAACUAAUAAAAGAUCUUCUUGUCCAUC
Molecule: messenger RNA, 1594 nt
Organism: Seminavis robusta
Lineage: Eukaryota; Bacillariophyta; Bacillariophyceae; Naviculales; Naviculaceae
Source: the annotation of a GenBank genome assembly